AUGAACAAGCGAAAGAGGGUCUUUACAGAGUCAGUGCGGGAAGUCAUGUAUGCUUACGGAGACACGAAUCCACCUGCUUCUGAUACUGUCGAAUUGAUGGAAGACCUGCUACUUGAAUACUUUUAUGAUUAUGUAUGCUUCUCCUCGCAUUCAGUCUUCUUACGAGAGGUGAAAAAGUGCUCUGGAGCUAGAAAGACCAAGUUGGUUGAUUUCUUGUUUCCAUUGAGGCGAGAUCCUCCCAAACUGGCUCGAGCCAAGGAACUGAUUGUCAAGGAUAAAGAGAUUCGGAAGGCACGACAGAUCGCUGGUGGUGAAAUCGACGAUCUGCAAAAACUCGCAAAGGCGAAAAACCAAUAA
Molecule: messenger RNA, 357 nt
Organism: Synchytrium microbalum
Lineage: Eukaryota; Fungi; Chytridiomycota; Chytridiomycetes; Synchytriales; Synchytriaceae
Exons: 3
Coding region: 1-357 (118 amino acids)
Biological process (GO): RNA polymerase II preinitiation complex assembly; transcription by RNA polymerase II
Cellular component (GO): transcription factor TFIID complex
Molecular function (GO): protein heterodimerization activity
Source: RefSeq, a predicted model, not a curated record